Molecule: messenger RNA, 2247 nt
Organism: Naegleria fowleri
Lineage: Eukaryota; Heterolobosea; Eutetramitea; Acrasida; Naegleriidae
Exons: 3
Coding region: 1-2247 (748 amino acids)
Molecular function (GO): protein binding
Source: RefSeq, a predicted model, not a curated record
AUGAGCGGGUUCAGUAGCAGCAGCAGCACUGGCUCGCAACCCUUUCUCAGCAACAACAACAACAAUAAUUUUCAAACUCCUCCCGUUUCAUCAUCACUACUCAUGGAAGGGUCAAGUAACAGUGGAGGAUUCUAUAGUAUGAAUACAGUGAAUAAUGCUGUUUUGCAAAAUUUAAAUUUUCCAACCACGAUCAACUUUCUGCAACGAGAAUUUCGUAGAUUUGAGAAUGAACGAGAGUUAUGGGAAUUAGAGAGAGGAGAGUUAUCAACAACUAUAGCACAUUUGGAGUCAUUCCGUAAAAGCCAAGAGAAGAUUCAGUAUGAUCUUUUGAGAAGAAUUAAAAUGUUGGAGUUUGCACUGCGAACAGAAAGAUCAAAAUUCUCCACACUUGUCGAUCACAUCAGAAAAACAGAAUCAUCGGACGAGUCCUACAAGAAGAAUUUAUUAUCUUUUUGUGAGUCUCUUGUAACAACAGCAAAACCAGUUGUAUCAUCAACAUCAUCUCAACAAAAUAAUUCAUCCUCUGCAUCAAAUCCCGCCCAGAAUGGCAGUAGUACUACACCAACUCCACUUUCUAAAUCAAAACCAAAGAGUUUGGAAAUUAUGCGAAAUUAUUUGAAGGAGAUUGAAUCUUCUGAUUUGUGGUCUCUCAUUGCAGACAUUCCAGAAAAUACACCAUCAAACAUGAUGAAUGCACAAUAUGUUUUACCGACCACAGAUCCAAAAUCAAUCGGAUCAGUAACUCAAGAAUUGACAACCAUCUCGGACAAUAAUAGUGACUUCUCUACAGCAUCAUCUGUUUCUACGACCAACCACACCGGUUAUUCCGACAAUGAAAGCGGCAUUUCAUCAAUAACAACUAACACAUUGCCAACUCAAUCCAAUGAGAUUCACAAAUCUAAAAACCAUGAAAAGAGUAGAAAUGAAGAAAACACUACAGAAGCAGAAGAUAUGAGAAAAUUUAUUACACAAUUAAGACAAAGAGGUUAUUCCGAUAAAACAAUUGAAAAGACAAUUGGAGAAAAAAUUCCAGAAGACAUGUUAGAGGAAGUUAAGCCUUGGAAAGACGAAGAUUCUCAAUUAUCAUCCGAUGGGCUGUCACUACUUGGUAAAAAGAAGCCCUCAUGGAAAUUUGAGGGUGACACUGCGAAAAAUGAUACUACAUCCGAACUGAUGACAAAAUCUGAUUUGGAUUCAAGCACAACGACGACCUUUAAUUCAACUUCAAGCUCGAACAGCUCCAACAAUAAUUCUCAAUCUCUGCCCUCAACAUGGAUACCAAAAUAUACUUUGAAACAUCACUUGGAUAGUGUCAGAUCCAUUGCCUUCCAUCCAACAGAAAAUUAUUUAAUUAGUGGUUCGGAAGAUUGUACAGUAAAAGUUUGGAACGUUACCAAACUUAACAAGUCAAAAGCCAACGAGCCGAUACAAACUUUACGAGGACAUACUGGAACUGUGUACACUGUUUUGUGCGGAUCUACUCGUGUUUUUAGUGCUGGACAAGAUGAUACCAUUAUUUUUUGGAAUAUCCCUCCAAUAGAUCACGAUCCAUAUACAAACUAUGGAUAUGCCACACCAUUCUUAAAAUCUUCAUUAACGGGUCAUUCAGAUGCCAUUUGGUCAUUAUCUUUGCAUGAACAGAGCCAUUUACUGUUGUCAGCUAGUGCUGACGAAACUGUAAUGGUUUGGGAUUAUGAAUCUGCAUCAUCACCUCUCAAGAAAACUUUUUCUCUCUCCAAGAUUGGAACACCCACAUGCGUUUCAUUCUUACCAAAUGAUAACUCUAAAUUUGUUGUAUCGUUUAGUAAUUCAAAGUUAGGUCUUUUUGAUACAGAGAUGGGUAAACUCAUUUGGAUUUCUGACUCGUUAGGAGAUGAGGGCAAAUCUAGCCACCUAAUUUAUCAAUUUGCAUGCCAUGAAAAUGUACCAAUGAUCAUUACAGCUCAUGAAGACAAGAAGAUUAGAUACUAUGACUCUUCUAGUGGAAAGGUUAUUAAUGAAAUGGUUGGACAUAAGGAGGCAGUCACAUCUGUCUCUUUUGAUCCCAAUGGUCUCUAUUUUGCUUCUGUUGGACAUGACUCGUCGCUGAGAAUUUGGGAUAUUGCUUCCAAACAUUGCAUCCAGGAAUUACCAGCACAUAGAAAGAAAUACGAUGAAGCCAUUCAUGAUGUUUCUUACCACCCAACCAAAUCACUGCUAGCAACUUGUGGAGCUGACAGUGUAAUAAAGAUUUACACUACAAAAUAA